This is a messenger RNA of Suricata suricatta (meerkat), 4013 nucleotides long. It is a transcript of the gene CDSN, whose product is annotated as corneodesmosin. Lineage: Eukaryota; Metazoa; Chordata; Mammalia; Carnivora; Herpestidae. The transcript is spliced from 3 exons. Gene Ontology annotation, biological process: skin morphogenesis; cell-cell adhesion. The record is from RefSeq and is a predicted model, not a curated record. Gene Ontology annotation, molecular function: protein homodimerization activity. Bases 1703 to 3259 code for a protein of 518 amino acids.
CCCAAGCCCUGCUGGGCCCGCCCGUGCGGUCUGGUUCUCUGGCAGUCCCGGCUCCUGUCUUUUUGUGUGCGGCUCCCAGUGUUUGGAAAGGGCUUCCUCUCUUCAGCCAGUGGUGACGCCGCUCCCUACUCCCCUGUGCCCCCUGCCCUGCGCAGCGGUGCGUGGAACAAAACUCAGGCCGAGGAUUUGACCCGUCUGCCGUCCGCGCCUAGGCCUCGAGCCUCUUGCAGGCAGAGUCGGCCCUGCACAUUUCUUGUGAGACCUCUUUACCAUUUUGGUGCCCGUGCCUCCCAAUGUGCUGUCACUCUCGGCAGCCCCGCCUAGGCCUCGCAGGGUGAGGACUCUGCCGUGCUGGAGAAGAACCCGGUCACUGAGAGGAUCAAGAUCAGUCCGGCAUGUGAGAUGACUGAUGACCUGUUACACACUGUUGAGGACUCAGUAUUGCUCCCUGUUCUAGCCUUGGGUCCAGGAGAACACAGCUGCACCGGGGGUGCCAGCCUCGAGUAGGAUUCUGUCUCUCCUGGUCACUUCUGUGUGUAUGUGAUGCAUCAGGUGCCAGGGAUACAUUGGGGGGCAGGAGAAGCUCCCUGCCUGAGAGGAGCACCCAGCCAGACGGAUUCCGGCCAGCAGAAGGAGAGAUGUACCCACCUGAUACACCCUCGGCAGAUCCAGGAGCCACACCUGGCCUUCGGCUGCUCCUGAAAGCUCCUUCAGACUGCACCCUGGCCCUUCUCUCACUCGCCCUCCCUGGCUCUGUCAUCUGCACGGGGGCGGGAGCUGGGUCUCUAAUUCUGGGUGACCAAUAACACUAAAAAGCAUUAAUAGCCACCGUAGAAAGAAUGACUGUUUUAAAGGUGAGCAUAAUGAGCAGACAAUGCGAGCUGGUGUCUCUAGCAGUCACUCCACAGAACAAAGAAGAGGACAAAUAUUAUUGUUACUCUGAGAGCUAAUCACAGCCUCUGUAGUCACCUCCUCACAAGACAAGAGGGGUGGUGGCUAAAUCAGAUGUGACCUAAACCUAGCGAUGAAGUGUUGGGCCUGGGGAGCAUGACCCGCACUCAGCUGACUUCCUGUGGCUUGCAGGCAAUGGGGAAGAGCAGGAAGGGGGAGCAGAGAGCACGGUGGGCAGACCCUCCACCUGCUGAAUUCUUCCUCUUCAGGCCUUACUGCCUGAGGGUGCCCUGGCUCUGGCUCCACUCCUCAUUCCCAUGUCCCAGCUUUGGUCUCCCGGGUCCCUUGAAAGGUAUCAGUAGGGCUGCUAAGAGGGUGAGGACAGAUGUGAAGAGCAGAAGUGGAGGCUGACCAGGCCAACCAAAUUCCAGGAGGUCAGUCCUAGAGAAGAGAUGGGUGGACUGGGAGCUGACGGAGAAAAAGGGAAGGCAGAGCUGGGUAUAGACCACACCACUGGAUAUGUUUUAAGGGAGCAGAAUAUAUCUUAAUCUUAGCUAAGGGGAUCCUCAGCUUAUCCUGGGUGGGAUUCCCAACAAGAAUCACCUAAGGGAUUUUUAAAGCACACAGCCCUGUCUUGCUUCACUCCUGGCUUCAGAUUAAUGCCUUGUGCAAGGGGAAAUCCCAAGACUUCCUCAGCGUGGCCUCCUGAGCUCUCUGCUGUUUGUUAAUGGAAGUGUGCUGCAUCCCUCAGAGAAAAGAGAUCACCCAGUGGAGAGAAGAGAGACUCAGGGAAGACAGUCACCCAUGAGGAAUGUGGGUGGGACAGACAGGCCCACGAGAGAACACAGAGACCUUGGCUAAGAGCAUCGGGACCUUCUCAGACCCCUGCAAGGACGCACGGAUCACCUCCCCCAAUGACCCCUGUCUUAUUGGGAAGAGUGGUUCCAGUAGCUUCAGUGGCCACAGUGGCUCCAGCAGCUCCAGCACUUCCAUUUCCAGUUCCAGUGGCUCCAGUGGCAGCUCUGGUGGUGGCUCCAGUGGUUCUGGUGUCUCCAGUGGUGGCUCCAGCGGAUCUAGUGUCACCCAGGGUGGUUCUUCAGGAUCUUCGUUAUUUAAGCCAGGAACAGGGUAUUCCCAGAUCAGCUACUCCUCAGGAUCCAGCUCCUCCCAGUCAGAAAGCAGCUCCUCCCAAUCAGGAAGCAGCAGCUUCUUCCAGUCCGGAAGCAGCAACUCCCAGUUGGGAAGCAGCAGUUCCCAACCAGGGUCCGGCUCAGCUCUACCAAUCACUGAUGGUUCUUCCCGCUUGCUAAUAAGCUCUUCCCAGUCUGGAGGAGGCUCAAGCUCAUCUGUUUCCCAAACUUCCUGGAUAUCCAGCAGUGGUGGCCAAAGGGUCAGCUCUAACUUACGCCCCUGUAGUUCAGAUGUCUCCGACUCUCCCUGCAGUGGGGGACCCAUCGUCUCACACUCAGGCUCCUACAUCUCCAGCUCCCACUCUGUGUCAGGGGGUCAAAGGCCAGUGGUGGUGGUGGUGGAACAGCAUGGCUCUGGUGGCCCUGGAUUGACUCAAGGUUCCCCCUGUAGCAGUGGUGGCCUUCCAGGCAAGCCCUGCCCCCCUAUCACCUCUGUGGACAAAUCCUAUGGCAGCUAUGAGGUGGUGGGUGGCUCCUCUGACAGUUAUCUGGUUCCAGGCAUGACCUACAGUGGGGGCAAAAUCUACCCUGUAGGCUACUUCACUAAAGAUAACCCUGUCAAAGGCUCUCCAGGGGUCCCCUCCUUUGCAGCUGGGCCCCCCAUCUCUGAGGGCAAAUACUUCUCCAGCAAUCCCAUCAUCCCCAGCCACAGCUCUUCUAGUUCGAACAUCUACCCAUCAGGAGCUUCCUCGGCGAUUGUGUUCCAGCCAGUGGGCUCUGGUGGGGUCCAGCCCUGUGGUGUUGGCUCUAAGGGGCCCUGCUCCCUUUCCAGUUCUGGAGUCCACAGCAGUUCUAGCGUUUCCAGUAGUUCAUCCUUCCAUCCCUGCGGCGGUGUUUCACAGGGGCCCUGCUCCCCACCAGGCACUGGCUCCUUUAGUGGCAGCUCCAGCUCCAGCUCCCAGUCCACUGGCAAAAUCAUCCUUCAGCCCUGUGGCAGCAAGUCCAGCUCUUCUGGGCACCCUUGCAUUUCUGUUUCCUCUUCAACAUUGAGUGGGGGUCCCGAUGGUUCUCCCCAACCUGAUCCUUCAGCUGGUGCCAAGCCCUGUGGCCCCAGCAGCUCUGGAAAGAUCCCCUGCCGAUCCAUCCGGGACAUCCUGGCCCAAGUGAAGCCUUUGGGGCCCCAGCUAGCUGACCCUGAAGUUUUCCUGCCCCAAGGAGAGUUACUUGACAGUCCAUAAGUUGUCCUUUGCAUAUGUGCAUGUGUGGGCAUACACAUACAUACACACACACACCAUCUCUCAGUUGGGAGAUGUCCAGGGGCCCAGGUUAGCUCAGUUUCCUUUCUCCUUCCCAAGAGAGCUGUUCUAUUUUCUCCAGUGCUCCAAUAUGGUAGGUUCCCCUAAUCACGUUUUUUUCUUCAUCUUCCCAAAUUGUAGACUCCAAAUCCAUUCCCUCAUUCUCUCCUACUGCUUAGAUUCCCCUUGUACUAUAGUGCCCUCCCUGCCAGAUAACCACUCCCUAAAAUUUCCUGUCAUUUCUUUGAGAUGGUACAGUCCGUUAGCUAACCCUACCAUUCAGAUUCUUGACUGGGAACCCCUGAAAUGUCUCGGAGUAACUCAUUCCUGGAUAAGUCAUCCUCCCUCUCCCUGUUUGCUAAAUAGCAAGUACAAAACUGUUACCUGAAAGCAAUGACCACUUUUUACUGACAUCCCCUUGCCGUCUGAUCAACAAACGUGCCAUGCCAUGGGGUUCUCACGCUCCCAAUUCCACUCUCAUCUUCUGCUAUAGAGAUACCACACCCUCUGUGAGUUCCCAACACUCUUGACUCUUGAGAUCUCCAUCUCAGUCUCCCUUCCUGGCUGCCACUUUCCUCAAUGCUCAGAUGCUUCUCGUGUGAGAGAGACACCAGGGCACCCUCAGAGACUGGAGUAGGCUUCCUGCUAUCUCUGGACCCUGGACAGAUGGCUCAAUAAACUGUGUGAACUAAAUGCA